UUCACGAAGAACUCAACAAAUUGAAGCCAAGAGUUCUCCAUGUCACAUUUGGUAUGACUGAACGGCAAUAACCCAAGUGGUAAGUCAUUAAAAAGGGUUACAUGUAAAAAUGACACACAAGCACACAAGCAGCCAAACAUACAUGGACAUUUAUCCAUUAACGCCGAAAAACUCCAAACCAAUCUGCAUAAACAAACUCAUCAGGAGCAAACGAAAUGAUGGCAUUUGUUUUGAUUCCAUCAUAAACCAUAAGAUAGCUCCAGACAUGGCUGAUGCUGAUGCUGUUGCUGUUGCUGAUGCCGAUGCUGAAGCCAAUGCCGAUGCCAAUGCCAAUGCCAAUGCAGACCCUGGGCUGCUGAAUGCUGAUGAAGUGGUUGAAGCUGCCCAAGGAGCAGACGUGAACCCAACGCGCUGCUGAAUUGUUUGGCAAAUAAAUGCCUGGAAGCGCAUAAUGGAUGGAUGGAAGGAUGGAUGGUUGGCUCGCCUGGCUCCGGUCAGCUUGUAGCCCAGUCCGGCUCUGUUAUUAUUUUUAUAUAACUUGUGAAAAUAAUAAUAGAGCUUGCCGGACCAGGCGGGGCGUGGCCGACCAAACAAAUACGUCAGCAAGCGACAGUUGUAUAAACACAAGUGUGAAAGUGCAGAUAGUAACGGCUGAUGGGCAAUGAGCAAUGGGAUCCGAAUGGACCACCGCGUCCAUAUCCAUAUCCAGCCGAAGUGUCUUCAGCUCUCUCUUGUUUCAGAUCCCCAUAUGAAAUUGUCCGCGUGUUUAUUUUUGUUUGUGCUAUGACAAAAAAAACGCACGAAACUGG
Molecule: messenger RNA, 809 nt
Organism: Drosophila arizonae
Lineage: Eukaryota; Metazoa; Arthropoda; Insecta; Diptera; Drosophilidae
Source: RefSeq, a predicted model, not a curated record